AUGCUUAACAGCUUCAAUCCCAUUCAAAUAACAUCCUGGCGUGCUAAUGUGGACAUGCAGUACAUUGUAUCAAAGAACAGGGUUGUUCAGUACUGCACCAUGUAUGUCACCAAAAGUGAGACUAGGUCUCAGUCUUUGAGGGAUACUUUUACCAACAUUGCUUGUUCUUUGAAAGAAGGUAAUCCAUCACUCAAAGCUGUCCAGAAGCUCCUCAUCAACAGCUUUGGAGAGAGGGACUUUUUAGCACAAGAAACCUGUCACCUCCUAUUACAACUCCCCUUGUACAAAGCAUCAAGGAGUUUCAUCAACCUCAGUCUUAAUGGCUCUAGAGAAGUUCAAAACAAUACAGAAGAGGGAGAGAGGGUGACAGCUCAUUCUGUGUUGAAUCACUAUACAUCACAUCCAACCACUUCACAGUUCAACUCAAUCACUCUAUUGGAUUUCAUUUGUCAGUACACAGUACCGAAGGAGUUUGGUAAUGAACCAAAGAUGAGGAGUAAAGAAGUGAUAGUCACUCCCAAAUCAUAUUGUUCGCCAGGUCCCAACUAUGAACAGUACUGCUGUUAG
Molecule: messenger RNA, 567 nt
Organism: Amphimedon queenslandica
Lineage: Eukaryota; Metazoa; Porifera; Demospongiae; Haplosclerida; Niphatidae
Exons: 1
Coding region: 1-567 (188 amino acids)
Source: RefSeq, a predicted model, not a curated record